Molecule: messenger RNA, 1381 nt
Organism: Adelges cooleyi (spruce gall adelgid)
Lineage: Eukaryota; Metazoa; Arthropoda; Insecta; Hemiptera; Adelgidae
Gene: nclb
Product: periodic tryptophan protein 1 homolog
Exons: 2
Coding region: 163-1341 (392 amino acids)
Biological process (GO): rRNA processing
Cellular component (GO): nucleus
Molecular function (GO): protein binding
Source: RefSeq, a predicted model, not a curated record
GUCACGUGUGCGGUGUGUAAUAACUAAUGUGUAUUGUGUACUGUAAGAUUUGAAAAUAAAAUAAGUAAUUAUCUAAUAAAACUGUUAAGAAUUAAAUGUCACAAUUUGUCUAUUAAGUAUUCACUCAGUAUUAAAGGUAUUAAAGAUUUGCGCUUGUCAAUUAUGACGAGUUUUAUACCAUGUGUGAAAUGGGUAAAACAAGGCGCAUCGUCAAACCAAAAUUCGAUUAAACUUACACAACAAGAACUGAAAGAAUUAACAGCAAAAAAUCCUAAAAGUUCAGAAUCACACAAGAAAAAUGAAGAAGAUUAUGAUUUGGAAAAUUAUGACGAAGAGGAGAUGGAUAUGGGUGCUAUGGACGUUAGAAAUUUGGCCGUGUAUAAUGACGUUGCUGAUGACUCUGACAACGAUAGUGAUAAAUUGGAUGAAUUACUUAAACCUGAUGACAAUCUUGUACUAGUGGGCAAUGUAAAAAAAAACGAAUGCUCUUUAGAAGUUUAUGUAUAUAAUAACAAUGAUGAAGAUUUCUAUAUUCAUCAUGACAUAAUUUUAAAACAUCCACCUCUAUGUUUGGAAUGGUGUGGUAUACUAGGAAACUUCUGUGCCCUAGGAUCUAUGUCUGCAGUGAUUGAUGUUUGGGAUUUAGAUUUGAUUGGAUGUCUGGAACCGACAGUUAGACUUGGUAGAAAAAAAAAGAAGAAUCCUGAAAAGAAUUAUGGGCAUACUGAUGCAGUUUUAGAUUUAUCAUGGAAUGAACACUUACCACAUAUACUUGCUAGCGGCUCAGUAGAUGAGACUAUUUUAUUAUGGGACCUAGAAGCAGGAGAACCACAUACACAAAUGGAAAAUUUCGGUGAUCAUGUACAAUCCUUGAAAUGGCAUCCUUUUGAAUCCCAAACACUCGCAGUUGGAUCUUCCAAUUUGUAUGUUUAUGAUUGCCGCACAUAUGAUACAUAUAUAGAUUGGGCCAUAAAAGGUAAAGUAGAAAAAGUCCACUGGGAUCCAUCAAAUGGUUUCUUGUGCUAUGUGGGCACAGAUAGAGGUAGACUUGUAUGUUAUGACUGUCGCUCCGACAAACCAAUAUGGAAAUAUAGGUGUCACGAAAAUGAAAUCACUGGUAUUUACGUUUGGGAAAACUAUAUUGUUACCUCAUCAGCUGACGAUACCUUGAAAGUUUGGGACAAGGAAAAGAAGCAUUUAAUUAAAACAAGAGAAUUUACAGGUGCAUUACACAGUAUAGACGGGUGUAUAGAUUCUCCAAAUUUAAUAGCCGUUGGAGGUAGUGGUACUUCUAAAUUCCAAUUGUUUAAUAUUAAUGAUUACAGUUUGAAAACUUGUUAAUAUUUGUGUGUGUUUGUUUAUAAUAAAUUGUAAAAAAUGA